Molecule: messenger RNA, 1400 nt
Organism: Zingiber officinale
Lineage: Eukaryota; Viridiplantae; Streptophyta; Magnoliopsida; Zingiberales; Zingiberaceae
Product: glycerophosphocholine acyltransferase 1-like
Exons: 8
Coding region: 293-1264 (323 amino acids)
Biological process (GO): phosphatidylcholine biosynthetic process
Source: RefSeq, a predicted model, not a curated record
UGUUGAUUCCUUAUGCUGAUAGAAGAUUACCUAUGCUAUGCAUCAGCCAAUUUCUUAGAACUCUCUUGGAAUAUUCCAAAAGUCACAGUCUCCAAACAAAUUAAUAUUAUUUUCUCCCUUAAUAAUGUUGGUGCUCUGGUACAAGAAAGCUCCUUAAAAAUGCCAGCUUUGGCCAAUACACUGCCUUCGGUUCCUCUCUUUGUCAUCCCCCCAAAGCAGAAGGUGAAGCAAUCAAAGCAAUUAAAGUCCUCCAUUUUGCUCCUUGAGAAGACAGAUAUGGUUCAGCGCAACCAUGGAGGUUGGAGAGUCCUUCCUCAAGACCAUCAGCAUCAAAGUCUUCCUUCGCUCCCAGAGGAUUGUUUAUAAACUCGCUAAGCGAGCAGAAGAACAACACAAGAGGUUCAUCUUCAAGGCGACAUAUUUAUUGUGUGUUCUUGGAUAUGGUGCUUUCUGCUUCAUACUUGGUGCAUGGCCCCAAGAUGUUCCACUAAUUUAUUGUUUGCUAUAUAUAAUGGUGGUUCCUUUAAGGUGGGUUUACUAUCUGUCCAAGAAAUGGCAUUAUUAUCUCCUGGAUUUCUGCUACUAUGCAAACACAUUCUUUCUGAUCACGAUUCUCUUCUAUCCCAAGAAUGAAAAGCUUUUCAUGGUUUGUUUUUCAUUUGCAGAGGGGCCAUUGGCUUGGGCAUUGGUAGUUCGCCGUUGCAGCCUUGUUUUCAUCUCCAUUGAUAAAAUUGUUGGUGUUCUUAUACAUCUUGUACCUGGAAUUGUUUUCUUCACCAUCAGAUGGUGGAAUCCAGAACCUAUGAGCCCCCAAGGCAGAACAGCAGCAUGGCCUGAGGUGGAGGAGAAUGCCUUCCUAUGGACAUGGUUGUUCGCGGUUCCUUUGGCUGCCUACACCAUGUGGCAACUCCUCUACUUCCUCAUUGCCGAUGCAUUGAGCUGGCAGCAAUUUCUAAUUAGUGACCCUGAGGUCAUAACUUCUUAUAGGGAACUACCAAAGAAGGCUCAAAAGGCAGACAUCUGGUGGAGGUUAAGCAGCCUUCUCGGCGACAAAUAUCGACCCACCAUGAACAUUUUGAUCCAGACUAUCUUUACAGCAGCAACCAUGGCUCUCAGUGUUCUCAUCUUCCUGUCCUACGAGAUGCAUUUAGCUUUUCAGGUCUUGAUGCUCUCAGCUACAGUAUGGAAUGGUGGAAGCUUCAUUUGGGAUACCUUCCUCAUUCCCAAGCAAGCCAUCCUCAAGGAGCAGAAGAAAAAGCCCUAAUUGCUGGAUUCCAUCCUCAAGGAGCAGAAGAAAAAGCCCUAAUUUCUGGAUUACAGUUAUAGCAAUAUUGUGAUUUAUCAAUUGAAGUGAACAAGCUAGACAUGGAUGAAAUGCAUGAGUUAAUUGCUUUGUCCUC